AUGUCAGAAGAAGACUUCACAAGACUUUACAAGGGCAAACUAGCCAACGUCCUUGAUUUCAUCGCUCAGAGCGUUCAAGGAAGGGCUCGCGUGGCCGCGGCCAGAGGCGAGGUUCAAAGAGAACGCGAAGGCAUCGUCAGGAACCAUCAAACAAAUGAUCCUUUGCACGCUGCAGCUCGCCGGGCUGACUCUCGUCUGAAGAACGCUCGCAUCUCCCUGGAAGAGAUGCAGAAGUCUCAUAGUGAACAGAAAAAGAACAUUGAGAUGCUCGGUGAGAUCUCAAACCAUGUACCUAUACUCGAAACUCAUCUCAAAGCUGUAGAGCACGAGGAAUUGCGACUGCGAGCCAGUCUUGAGCAGAAGAUUCGCACGUCAUUGCUGUUGGACAUCUUGGAGCGCAAGGAAAAUAUUCGAUCCCAGAGAUUUUCGGAAAUAUCACAGCUUCUCACUGAUCUUCGCGAGAAAGAGAUGGCUGAAGAAACGGCCAGUGUCGCGAGUAGUAGUAUUUCGUUUGGACUCACAAAGGUUCCGAGGACCGAGAACACUUCGGAUGUGCUAUCCACACUUCAGUCGCAUGCGGUCCGUAUCUCCCAGCUAGAAAAAGCAUCUCGCCUCUCAAAGGGUCCAACAUCGAUGAUAGAAGCAGAGACACAAAUGCUGGAUGCAGUCGCACAUUCUCUCGAUUUGCCACCGGAUGAUCCAAGGGUUGAGGAUGCGUUGUGA
Messenger RNA from Epithele typhae, 723 nucleotides. RefSeq lists its product as uncharacterized. Bases 1 to 723 code for a protein of 240 amino acids. The record is from RefSeq and is a predicted model, not a curated record. The transcript has 5 exons. Lineage: Eukaryota; Fungi; Basidiomycota; Agaricomycetes; Polyporales; Epitheliaceae.